AAGCGCUUGUGAAGGACAUGCAGAGCCCGGAGACGGGGGUCCGAAUGCAGAGCCAGAGAGUCCUGGUCACCAGCGUUCCUCACGCCAUGACAGGGGGCGAUGUUCUGAACUGGAUCAGUGAGCAUCUCUGGAUCUCCAGCGUGGAGGCACAGAACCUGGGCAACUUUAUUGUCAAGUACGGCUACAUUUACCCACUGCAAGACCCCAAGAAUCUGGUUCUCAAGCCUGAUGGCAGUCUCUACCGAUUUCAGACGCCGUAUUUCUGGCCCACCCAGCAGUGGCCAGCUGAAGACACAGAUUAUGCCAUCUAUCUGGCCAAGCGGAACAUCAAGAAGAAAGGGGUUUUGGAAGAGUAUGAAAAGGAAAAUUACAGUUUCUUGAACCAAAAAAUAAACUACAAGUGGGAUUUUGUCAUUAUGCAGGCCAAAGAGCAGUACAGGGCUGGAAAGGAGAGGAACAAAGCAGACAGGUACGCCCUGGACUGUCAGGAGAAGGCAUACUGGCUGGUGCACCGAUGCCCUCCAGGAGUGGACAAUGUGCUGGACUAUGGCCUGGACCGUGUGACCAACCCGAAUGAAGUUCAGAAACAAACAAUCACUGCUGUCAAAAAAGAGAUCAUGUAUUACCAACAGGCCUUAAUGAGGUCCACAGUGAAAUCUUCGGUGUCUCUUGGAGGGAUCGUCAAGUACAGCGAGCAGUUCUUAUCCAACGACGCCAUCAUGUCGGGCUGCCUCCCCAGCAAUCCCUGGAUAACGGAUGACACCCAGUUCUGGGAUCUAAACGCCAAGCUGGUGGAAAUCCCAACCAAGAUGCGGGUGGAACGGUGGGCCUUCAACUUCAGCGAGCUGAUCCGAGACCCCAAGGGCCGACAGAGUUUCCAGUACUUUCUCAAGAAAGAAUUCAGCGGGGAGAACCUGGGAUUCUGGGAGGCCUGCGAGGACCUGAAGUAUGGGGAUCAGUCCAAGGUCAAGGAGAAGGCUGAAGAGAUCUACAAGCUCUUCCUGGCCCCUGGGGCCCGGCGCUGGAUCAACAUCGAUGGCAAGACCAUGGACAUCACUGUGAAGGGGCUGCGGCACCCCCACCGCUACGUGCUGGACGCUGCGCAGACCCACAUCUACAUGCUCAUGAAGAAGGAUUCUUACGCCCGCUACCUAAAAUCCCCCAUCUAUAAGGAAAUGCUGGCCAAAGCCAUCGAGCCUCAGGAGACCACCAAGAGGAGCUCCACCCUCCCUUUCAUGCGGCGUCACCUGCGCUCCAGCCCAAGCCCCGUCAUCCUGCGGCAGCUGGAAGAAGAAGCCAAGGCUCGAGAGGCAGCCAACACGGUGGACAUCACCCAGCUUUUUCCAGAUCAAAAUGGACGUACCUACAGGGAGCGGAACCUGCCUGAUAGACUCAGAGGAUGUCAGGGCGGCAGAGUCCAGUGACCGGGCCGCAGAGAAGGAGGUCGUCUGCCCCUGGGAGAGCCUGGCCGAGGGCAAGGCAGGCUGAGUGGGGGCCAUGGGCCAGGAAGAUGCUCGUGGCAGAUGCCAUGGGAGGGAGCUCACGAACCCAAGUGCAUUGGGGUGACACCUGGGGGCUGGAGAGACACGAUGGGGUGAUCGUGGUCAAGAAGGCUCUGGUCCGUCCCCGGUGGCCAAGACCUUCUCUUCCUCCUGACCUUCCCUCCCCUGGACAGAAGAAAGGCAUGUGGACCGGAAAACUUUCCUUGCUGCCUUAAAACCAAUAAAAGGUUCCCUUUAAGAGUU
Carlito syrichta (Philippine tarsier) is the source of this 1745-nucleotide messenger RNA. RefSeq names its product regulator of G protein signaling 9 (gene RGS9). The transcript has 17 exons. Gene Ontology annotation, biological process: intracellular signal transduction; G protein-coupled receptor signaling pathway; regulation of G protein-coupled receptor signaling pathway. The record is from RefSeq and is a predicted model, not a curated record. NCBI's taxonomy places the organism in Eukaryota, Metazoa, Chordata, Mammalia, Primates, Tarsiidae. The coding region runs from base 18 to 1424 and encodes 468 amino acids.